This is a messenger RNA of Poecilia reticulata (guppy), 9732 nucleotides long. RefSeq names its product LHFPL tetraspan subfamily member 4a (gene lhfpl4a). The record is from RefSeq and is a predicted model, not a curated record. Gene Ontology annotation, molecular function: GABA receptor binding. NCBI's taxonomy places the organism in Eukaryota, Metazoa, Chordata, Actinopteri, Cyprinodontiformes, Poeciliidae. Gene Ontology annotation, cellular component: plasma membrane; postsynaptic membrane; inhibitory synapse. Gene Ontology annotation, biological process: sensory perception of sound; gamma-aminobutyric acid receptor clustering.
AGCAUCUUCCGGGGGGCGCGCGGAGAAACGAGAGGAGGAGGACGACGGAGAAAGAGACAGGAAAAGAGAGAGAAAGCGCGCGCGCGGGGAAGAGGAGACAUACUGGUUAAAGGCUACGACAAAAAAAAAAAACAUGAUGAUAAUGGAGUCAAGGCGGUGGAGGAUGUCGGAUUUACGGGAAAGGACUGUUGAAAUUUGACAGAGGGCUCGCGUCAAAGAGAGCGUUUCAUUUUUGAUUUUUCGUCUUCUUCUGAUUCAUUUGAUUUCCACACGCUUGCGUGGACGCUAGAGAAGCGAACGGCAGAGGAACAGGAGCACCCCCACGAAUGCCUCGGAAGGUAAAAACUGGCUCUACCGCUGGCGCCACAGGCACCAUCUCAUCCCCCGGAUGGUGAUAAAGGACAUCCCGAAGAAAAGCUCCGGACUGAUGGAUGAGGAGGAACAUCAGCUUUAGCCCCCCCACACCCACACCCCCACCAUCCACCUGACGAUUGGGAAAGGAAAUAAAUCCUAUUCUGAUGGAUUUUCUUUAUAUUUUUUCCGGUUCUUUUUUUUUUCUUUUUUCUUUUCUUUUUGUUAAUCAUUUAUGGUGUAGCCCCAAGGAAAAACCAGCAAUGUUGAAUCACUGGUGUUGGUAAAUUAUUCAUCAGAGGUAGAAGUAGGCUAUGAUUUUCUAUUGCUUUAAUGUAGCAUUCCUUACAUUUCAUUUUUUAUUUUUGUAACAUAUUGUCUUCUUGGGGUCAUAUACAUAUUUUCAGGUCCCAUGAUUUUUUAGGCCCAUUCCAGAGAGAGAGAGAAAGAGGGAGAGAGAGAGAGAAAGCCAAAGCCGGGGAAAAAUCUUAGCGCAAAGAGAGCUUUUGGAUAUUUAUGUGUCAAAUCUGUGUGGUGGGGUUUCUACAUAUUCAUAUUAUUUUCAUUGUAAGAGUAAAGAAAGACAGAUUAAAGGUGUAAAAGACGGGGGAAAACAGCAAACAUGUUGCCUUCCCAAGAAGCCUCCAAGAUUUACCAUGACAACUACAUGCGCAACUCCCGGGCCAUCGGGGUUCUGUGGGCCAUCUUCACCAUCUGCUUCGCCAUCGUUAACGUGGUGGUCUUCAUCCAGCCCUACUGGAUUGGCGACAGCGUCAAGACGCCGCACAUCGGCCACUUCGGCCUUUUUCACUACUGCGUGGGCAGCGUGCAGGCGUCCAGCCGGGACCUCACCUGCGUGGGCAGCUUCUCCGACUUCGGCUCCAUCCCGUCGGGAGCCUUCAAGGCCGCCUCGGUGUUUGUACUCCUGUCCAUGGUGCUGAUCCUCAGCUGCAUCGCCUGCAUGGCGCUCUUCUUCUUCUGCAACACCUCCACCGUUUACAAGACCUGUGCCUGGAUGCAGCUGCUGUGCGGAGUGUGCCUGGUGCUGGGUUGCAUGAUCUUCCCUGACGGCUGGGAUGCGGAAGUGAUCCGGGAUAUGUGUGGGGAGCAUUCAGGGAAAUACUCUCUGGGUGACUGCUCAGUACGCUGGGCCUACAUGCUGGCCAUCAUGGGCAUCCUGGACGCCCUCAUCCUCUCCUUCCUGGCCUUCGUCCUGGGAAACCGGCAGACAGACUUCUAUCUGGAUGAUCUGCAGACAGACAACAAAGAUUUUGCUGUUUCGAGGAUUGAGGUACGAGACAGAAGAGAGCCGCGGUACGGAGUGCAACGUCUUCACUGAGGGCAACAAUGGCACUGAACAACUUCUGUUUAUCUUUCUCUUCUCUAUCUCUCCGCCCUCUGUUCUUCUUUCCUAUCCAAUGAUCAGGAUAUCACCCAAUUUCAAUGCAGACACCGCGUGUAUAGGAUUGUGUAAGAUUAAAAAAAAAUUAACUACAACAAACACGAGGAUAAACUAUAUUUUGAAAAAAAAAAAUACAAGGUUGUACAGUGCAUUUAACACUCAACUUUCUCAACAAAUACCUUUAUGAUGAAAAAUAUUUACUGUAUUUAAAGUCUUGAGUUUUUUUGUGUGAGAACUCCGAUCCCUAAGAUGAAGAACCAUAAUGUCCGUUUUACAGUUCUUUAUUUAAAGUGUCUCUAUUUACUGGCUUUGAGUUUAUGUGGUGUGUACAUUCAAAACAUCAAACAACAGAUAAGUGGUACUCCUCACACAGUUACACAGUCAAGACGCAAUAUACCAGAACGUUCCAUUACUGCACAUGUAAAAAAAAAAAAAGAAAAAAAAAAUUACAGGGACUCAUAUGGCUCUUCAUCUGAGGACUUUUAAAUGUGAAGAAUUUAAAGGAGUACCCCAUUGCAGCUUUACAGAAUUUAACAUCUCUGGGAGAUUCUCUACUGUACAUACUAAACAAUGUAAAUAACAUAACUGCUGACGCGAACAGCCGACGACAAAACCUCAUCUGACUCCGAUGCAUUCGAGUAUAGUAUUUCUACCCUCCGUUUCAGUGUUCCUCAUGCUGGAAAGGCAUCUGAGUAUACGUUUGGAUUUGCUGUGCUCCUGCGAUUCCCCACUACUGAUUUAGUGGGAUCACACAGAUGGGAAUAACACAGAUAUCAUAGCUGGAAGAUCCACAGAGAAGCAGAGCACCGUGACUCGGAAUAAUUGUGUUUGAUCACCUUUUUUUUUUUUUUUUUUGAGGGGGAAAGAAAGAGACACUUCUCCUGCGUCAACAUGGCCUCAAAAGAAGCUGCUUAUUGUAGAUUUCCACCCUCUAGUAUGUUGUAGAUUUUACCGUUAACUUUAGCUGCAGCUGUCAUGUAGAAAAACAUUUUAUUUGUGUUUCACUUAUUUGUGCCAUCUCACAACCCCCCUCUCUUCAGUGUGCAGUUUACUCCAGUUUACGGUUCCAGCAUACAGUGAUCAGUUUACGCUACAGAUGUCUUAAGACUGUGUGGAUAUGACUGCUAGUGCUGGCCCCUAGUGCUGCAUUAAGGUGAUGUCACAUAUGCCUCUUUAAAACAGAAAAUUCCAGGUGGGACAACCAUCUGCUAUGAAACAAGUUUAAAAUUUAAGUAAUAAAAAAAGCUAGUGCGGCAAAAAAGACAAAAGUGUCUUUUACACUUCCUGAAAUACAAGCAUUUUAACACUUCAGUGUAGUUCUUCAUGAAUAAGGAAAAAAGGUGAAUGAGUGAAUGUGCAAAACUUGAUUUUACAUUUUUAGUGCAAUUACUAAAGCUAUAGCUUGGGUUUUUUUUAAAUGAAGUGCUGUGAAGUUAUCAGUUAUAUGCUUAAAGUAAGAAAAUUUGUGUUUAUUUGAAUAUCUCUUUAUUGUAGAAAUGCUUCUAGGCCAUAGAUUCCUUUAAUCUAAUUAAUUUCCCCCUUAAAUUGUUCCAUAUUUGGAAAGAAAAGGCAUUUUAGGGUUGAGCAUCAGAGCUCUAUAUGUGGGUUACGCCAUCAAAAACUAGCCAGAUCCUUCAUGCUGAGGGCAUACAGCUUAUUUUGCUCCUGCCUGCAGUCUGGCGUCCAUUAAUGCAUUGAAAAAUUGAAGUCUGAACAACAGGACAUACAGUGUAUUUGUAGCUUACCAAUUUAAAACAAAGACCUCAACAACAACAAUAGCCUUGUAAGUCCUUGUUAAGCUGGACGCCAGCUUGGUCAGACACUGCUGUGGGAUGGCAUCCAAUUCCCUCAACUAGCCAUUGUCACCAGUCAGCCAGUGUGGUUGUAUUGGUCACCCUGGCAUUAACAGGACGCCCUGGCUGAUCCUACAGGUGCUUGCACUACAGGCAGACCGUUACAUCCUCUCCACUCCCAGAUUCCAGAGGUAUUUUCUGAUAAAGCCGCCUCUGGAGUAGCCUGGUAAAAACCAGGCCCUUGUUCUACCCUUCAGCUCCUUCAGAGGGUCUGGACUCUCGUCUGUCAAGACAUGAUUGUUUCCUGGAAGCUAUGGACUCUGUUGAAGUUUUAAAUUUUACCCAACUGCUAACGUUUGGCUGUGACAUAUGUAAUGUGCCAGUUCUACGCUAUGAAGCUUACCGGAAAUGACCUGCUCUGUAACCAACCGUUCUCCACUGUGAAGAGAGAAAUGCCGUACUGUUAAUGCUAAUUCAAUAUUUGGGUUAGGAUUAGUUAGUUAGUUGCUAAAGCUGCAGCCAGGCUACAAUUCUAAAACAGCACAGAAAAUCCAUGUUAUCAUUCACAACUUCUUCGAUGUUUGGCCUGACAGAAAAUCUACCAGAGCUGUAAGCAAGGUCUGAAUUUAGCAGAAUAGCGCAAUAAAGGAAUGACUGGGCUAACUCUGGAGGUAAGCAUUGACAUUUUGGAGGAUAAAAUUUGAUCCCUAAGAAUGGAGAUGUGGAGAUUUUCACUGGUUUUUAAAUAGCAUUUUGAUAUCUCUCUUCUCUGAGAUUGCCUUUAAUGGUGACAAGCCUUGGUUUUCCAGUGAGGGUCAUGCUGCCCUACACYAUAACACUGCCUCCAUCAGAAACAGAUUGGCUUUGGCUGAGUAGCAUAGAGAACGUUAUCAUGAGUGUGACACAGGUACUCAACUCUACAACAGUUUAGGGGGAAAACACAUACAGCAUACAUACAGCAAUAUAAGAUUUAACGCCAAGAAGCAUCAUUUAAAAAAAAAAAAACAAUGACCAAACAUAAAUCUUCUUAGUAACUAACAUGUUUAAUCCAUUACCUGUUGUAGACAUUAUGUUCUAUCACGAAUAGUUUUUAGAAAAAUGAAGAACUUAUCUGAGCCACUGAAGGCUUGCAGCUAACCUGGAGGAUUAGCCUUAGGUAACUUUAACCAUUAAAAACAACAAAACAACGGAGUUUAAUCUGUGGGAUGCAAAGCUGUAAUAGAGGACAUUAAAUGAUACCAUUCUCAUUUUUUUACCUAAGCAAUGUGUGUCUGCACUAAAGUUCCAUUGGUUGAGGUCGUUGGAUGAGACAAUCGGACUUGUCGACUCUUUUAAGAGGGUCAUUUCAGCAACUUUAUCAAAAAAAUGUGGUUCUUGACUUACAGGUUUAAAAGUUUUUUGGAAAUGAUCCCAUUGAGAUUGAUACUUUGCCAAAGUAACUCUAGCACAGCCAGAGAUGUUGUUAGGCUACAAAAACAAGAAAUAAACAUUACUGACUUCUGAAUAUGUACCAGUUAUCUGCUAAUAUAGCACCGUAUCACAUGGUAUUAAGAUUUUCAGGUUGAGGUUUUAUUUAUUUAUUUUAUUUCUAAAAUUAGCUAGAGUGGGUGAAGACCUUUUUUAAUAGCUGUUGGUCUUCCACUGCUAACUGCUGUUAUAUGACAUCCAAGGUAACAAACUGAUAACUUACAGAAGCUCAAAGAUUCAAGCUAUCGCCUCAUGGGGGGAAAAACACGUUUUAACACAGCAUUUAGGCAAACGCUGAUGAAUUAGCUCAUUUUAAACAUUUUGCAUCAAGUCCUGUUGUUCUCCCAUAAUCUUUAUUUAUGAACAUUAGUGAAACACAAGAUGGUAUUUAAAAAGUGACAAAGUAAAAUUUCCACUCCCUCAUUUUUAAACUUUUUACUUAAUGAUCAUUUUUCAACACUCUCAUUUUGUCCAAGUUAUUUAGAUUCAGAAGACCUGCUAGAAAUGAUCCAUUUUCAGCUAAUCAGGGCAUGUGUUUGUGAGAACAACACAUUCAAUGCUACCUAUACUUCCAUUAAUAAACACGUCACCCACAAUAGCAGUGGAGGCUAUGAUGCUAGAACAGAGCUGAAGAGGCAAAUCCAAAUAAACUGUUUUAAAUUUCCUAAAAGUGUUAGCUACUGACAUGACGUUGGAAAUAAAGUAGGAAAUAUUCAAAAUAGUUUUGAACACAAAAUAUCAUCUUAGAGUGUAUCAAACCGGCUGCAGAUUUUAUGUAGUGGAUGGUUAUGACAUUUCUACCUUAAGACAAAUUUCCAGAUUUCUAUCUUUAGUUUUGCAUUUGGCUGUGAACUUAAAGCUUUAAAAAAUCUUUGAUGCAAGUGUGUGCUUACCUUCCUGUUAGUAACAGUCAUGAGCCGGAAUGAGACCCUCAUGGUAUUUGAACCUUAAGGGGAAAAAAUGUCAUGCAUUACACAUAAUCGAAAAAUAAAGUAGCUUUUAUUUAACGCAGAAACAAUUUAUUCUAUCAUUACUUUAAAAAAAACUAAUUGAUUAUUAAAGUUAGAAUAAUUAUCCAUUACUUUUAUUCAUUAUUUUGAAUGUGCUUAUUGAACAACAUAUUAUUCAUUUUGACGUUCUGCUCUUUAUGGAAGAAUAUAAAUGCAAAAAGCUGAUAUUAGCUGGUUAUUUAGUAAGGAUAUCAAACUGGAUAGAGACAUAAUAGAUAUUCAAAUCAUAGCUCACUAACUGAAGUUUAAAACUGAUUAAUAGAACUGAUUGGAGAAACUCCAUUAGGUUUGAACCUUUAACUAAUCCGUACUGGCAACAUUUCUAAACAACCAGGUCUGUCUUUUCUGUUGUUACAAAGGCAAAGUGUACUGGGCCUUCUUUGGCUCAGGAGUGUGCAGCAACAGGUGGGGAAGGGGGAGUGUUGUGCAAUUCUAUUCUCCAUAUAGCCAGACUAAACUUACAUCGGUCUGGUAGUUUCUCAGCCUUAAACUUUUAACACCAAUGUAAUGAAACAUGUUAGUAGUUUGUGAAACUGGUUAAUCCCAAAUCACAGGUUGGUUCUCUUGCUGAAUUAGCAAUUGAUGUGGUUUCAAAUGUUGAACUUUUCUGAAAUCUAGAAUAUGUGUUGAACUUAAGGAAUACAAGCAAAUGGCUUUUUUUACUUUCAUGUUUUUUAGAGAGUCCAUCAUUUGAUGGGAAUAUUGAUUCUUUAGAACCUUUGAACUUUAUUGGUCUGGAAUUUGCUAAAAAAAAAUCCCCAAAGGCCUGCAGACCACACACUGUCCUCUGGGAUAACUGCCAGAUAUUCUCUGCAUUAUCCAUGUAGCUGUGACAUUAAACUAGUUGUUACCCUCACUAAUCGAUUUGAACAUAAACAUGAUUUCACAUCCUGGUCUAGAGUCUUGACGGUUCCGAAUGAUCAGUUUACACAAGAACAAAGGAGGUACGGUAGUUUGUUAGUGUUCAUCAAAUGAAUUUGUCGUAAUUUGAACAAAAAGGUAUUACCUGCUUUACAUUACUAACUGCUGUACCUGCUGGCCAAAUGAUGGCUUCUUUAUGCUUUAGCUGCUUCGCAUUUCUCUGCCGUUUGCUGUGGUUCUGGUGACUAGCAGGAUUCUGCCAUGACAAACUGUGGUUGCACAAUAUGACAAAGCAGUCUGCUGUAAUCCAGGGCACCAUGGGGGAUUUUUAUCCCUCUCAGAGGAACCCUUCAGGCUGACACACUGUAACUGAAACUCCCAAAGCUUGGCUUAAGUCAUGACAGGAAUAAAAUUAGCUGUGUGCAUGGAUAAUUGUUUUAUAUGAGAAACUGACUUGCUGUGCCCAAGUAAAGGAAAGGUACAAUCAUACCAUAAACCCUCCUAAGUAGAUAAAUGAAUUUCACCGAGCUGUCAAAUAUUGACCUGGUGGUUUACACAUCGGGACAAAUCACAAACAGAGAACAGCCUCCAUAAACUAUCUUUUUACUGUUAAAACUAAUUAAUCAAUGUCAUGAGUUGUUAAGAAAGCAUUCUUUAUUGUUUUGUCAGUAAUGUUUUGAAGGGUGUGUAUGAGCAGUCAAUGUCUCACUGACAGUAGAUAGUGGUUUGAGAAAUCCAUGACUGGAGAAUAUUUGCAGACUUCCCAAAAAUUGCAACAACUGUGAAAAUGUUUAGAAUAAACCACUCAACAUUUCAGAGUUAUUAGCUUAGUGCCACUCAGUUAACKAGGUAUUGGAAUAGCAGUCAUCUUAUUUAGUCAAAAACAAAAAAAAAUCUUCUUUUCAAAGAUGGUGUAAUCUAGAGGUGUGCAAGUGUUUUAAUAAUCUACUCCAAAAUGUAUGGAGUGGGCUUAGUGUCAUUCAGCUAAGUAAAUAAGCAAUUGCUUAGCGGUUGGCUUGGCUAGCCAAAAAAAAAUGCUCCAUUUUUCUUUUCAAAGAUUGCCGUUACUUAGAGGUGUGAAGGUGCUUAAUAAACCAAAAACAGGGAGUUAGUUACAUGCAUAAACUUGCAUUAAUUUUCUACUCAAUGUCCUGUCAUGAGACUGACCACUCUGACCACUGUCUACUCCAGUUAAGACAUCUGAAAACUGUAGUUCAUACUGUGGGGAAAGUCCAAAACUCAGAUUUUUCUCUCAUGAAGAAUUUCAACCAACCUUUAAAAGUUGACUAAUUUAUAAAUGAAAGACAAGAUGCCUACCGACUGAACCAACUGGAUAUCGUUUCACUUGGUUCAUUUGCAGUGGAUUCCAGUGCAUUCCUUUACUAUACAUAGAUUAAGCAGAUAGCUAGAUGUACAGUGUCUUUUUAGAAUGGUAGCUAGCUAAUUCUCAGGAAGCUGUGUACUAAGUACUGUAUUAAAGGCUCAUUAUGGAAAUUACAAACAAAAGUCAAAAAUAAGAGUGAUUUGAUGAGGUCAUCGUUUAAAUGAUGAGUUGCUUUUCUCUAGCUCUUUUGAUGAAGUGUAGACUAGGUUAGCACUGAUGAUGUUUUUCUUUCUGGGCCUUUAAGACAAUAUGAUAACAGCCCUUAUGCUGAAUCUAAUGAUGCUGUCUAUGGAGGCUCUGCACAGACCGCUGGCCUGUCUAUCCACUGUCGUAGUGUAAAAGUGCUGGGCCCUCAUUCAAGAGACGUUUGUUUCUGUUUUACCUUGAAUUAUCUGUGCAAACAUAAAAAAUAAAAAAAAAACAUUCGCAGUGAAACUCAACCAUUUGGUAAAGAAGAACACUCAUACUUGCUUUUGAUGUUUGUUUAGUUAUCUGAGCAGAAUUCGUUAACUGUUUCAUACAAAGGGCUGCGUUAAGCAGUCAGUCAUGUUUCUCACACAUUGUAGCGUGCAUCUGUCAUUUGUUUUGGGAGGGUUUUUUUCACAGGCCCAGGACAUAAUUUCCUAACACAUUAACAGUUAGAAUAUAAAGAAAACAUAGCCCUGAGGCCUAAGUGGUCAUGUGAGGCUUCCAAGAAUCAAUACCAGUACGAUCGUCAUUCUGGUCUUUUUUCUGGGUACUUUGGUUCCUGAGGACUUGACAAUGAACCUAUGGAAAAAAAAAGAACCUUAAAAAGGAACUGAAAAUACCUUAACCCUGAUGAGCACAUAUUUGUACCACUCCAGGUGCCUCUAAGAACUCUUGAAUUAAUUCUGAUGUGGUGCAGAACCAGCAAAACAAGUAGUGACAUUGUAGUUUUUUUUCUACUACAGACUACUCACUCAGACUGAGCUCUGAAACUAGAUGGGUCAUUUGUAGAUUUGAGGUCAAUUCAGUUUCAAACCAUGAAAUUAAGACAAAGUUGAAUUAAUUACCUUACUUUGUGGAGACAUUUUGAUUUAUAAAACAUAGGAGUAAAAAACAUACAAGUAUAUUUUUAUUUUCAAUUUUCAAUUGGACUCCAAAGCUGAAUUCGCCUCAGUCUAGAACUGUGGGAUCAUUUAACGAUGUGAAAAAAAUUGAAAGGGUGUUAAGAGUCAGUGAGAAGUCAUUUCUGAUUUCUAGCUACAAACAAAAUGUUUGUGGAUUAUGUAAAUGUCAUGGACAUGUCAAUGAUUUAUCAUCUUUUAUCAUGCAAUAUCAUAUAUAAAGAUGUAUAGUGUGGGGCGGGACAGAUUGGGAACAAAAAAAAAGAAUAAUGUUCAGUGACUUAUGUUAUUCUAGUUGACUUUCUGUUAACUCCUGAAAUGCAGAUGUUGCCAAAAUACCAUAAACGAUCAUGUGUUACCACGAGAGAAAAAAAAA